GUUGAUUGAUAAUUCCAACAAAUUCCAAGUCCAAGCAGAACAAAUUCAGUCGGUUUCGCGAGUUGUUGGUCCGCGAUGCGCCUCUUCGCGGCCCUUUGCAUCCGUUCCAAGGGCCCUCCUUUGAGACCGGCCGUCGGCGACCUGACCCUGAAGUACUCGAACCUGCCCGAGAGGUACGUGCGAAGGGCCAUGCGGCAGAUCGAGUGCCAAACUCCCAAGGGCAAGCCGCAGUACCUCAACCGGACGCGCGAAAGGGUGAUUUUCAAAUUUUCCGAGCACCGGCCGUGGACGCAGGAAUUCCACCAGGACAACAUGCUGCACAAAAAAUUCUCACGUGAUCUGAUCGAACCCGUGGCCGAGUGGAGCUUCUUCAGAGGAGACAGGGUCGAGAUCCUCGUUGGAAAGGACAAAGGCAAACAAGGAAUGGUGUCGAACGUUUUCCAAGAGAAAAAUUGGAUCAUCGUCGAAGGCCUCAACACCGAAAUCAAAAUGAUGGCCGCGGACGAGAAGUUCAACUUCCCUGGCAUUGCCACCCGAUGGGAGAAGCCGCUCUUGGUGACCUCGGAGGUCAAACUGGUCGACCCGUCCGACUUGAAAAGCACCGACAUCGAGUGGAGAUUCACCGAGGAGGGAGAUAAAGUCCGAGUAAGCAUGAGGACGGGACGGAUCAUCCCCAUUCCUCCGAUGGCCGAGGAGACUGUCGACUACAAAACGAAGAGUUCGUAUAGAGAAGGCGACAAAGACACCCAUCCAGACGACCUAACCAAAAUCACCUUCGAGCCGAAACUCUGCACGUUCGACAUGGAAAUCGCAGACAAAAUGGGCAUCAAGGAAGACCGAGUUGCAGCAAAGACGUAUUGGUACUAAAACUCAAGCAAAAUAUGAUGUACCACGAAUCUGCAUUUUUGUACAUAAUUGAUGUUUAGUCUAAAUAAAAGGAAAAUCAUUUGAAAA
Messenger RNA from Neocloeon triangulifer, 954 nucleotides. It is a transcript of the gene mRpL24, whose product is annotated as large ribosomal subunit protein uL24m. Gene Ontology annotation, cellular component: mitochondrion; ribosome. The record is from RefSeq and is a predicted model, not a curated record. Lineage: Eukaryota; Metazoa; Arthropoda; Insecta; Ephemeroptera; Baetidae. Gene Ontology annotation, molecular function: RNA binding; structural constituent of ribosome. The transcript is spliced from 4 exons. Gene Ontology annotation, biological process: translation. The coding region runs from base 76 to 867 and encodes 263 amino acids.